AUGUCCUUUAUCUACAAUGGAGAGAAGGUUACAUUGUAUGGAGAUCAAGAAUUAAUCGCAGCAGGAAGAUCAUUUAAACAGAUGGAGACACAGAAAUGGGUGGAAUAUGCUGAGUUAGACACAGAAAUGGGAGAGUUAAAUGGGUUAGAAAUGAGUCAAGAAGUUCCAGAAAAGAUUCAGCGACUGUUAGACCAAUACCCUGAAGUGUUCUCAGAACCAACACAAUUACCACCUGUACGAGGAAGGGAGCAUGCGAUAAACUUGAUGGCAGGAACAGGGCCUAUCAGUGUGAGACCAUAUCGUUACCCACAUGCAUACAAGGAGGAAAUGGAGAAGUUGGUGAGUGAGAUGUUGAAAGCGGCAGACAAAUUUCCCAUUCCACUGAUAGAUCAGUUGCUUGAUGAGCUUCACGGUGCAAAGUAUUUCUCAAAGCUAGAUUUGAGAGCUGGCUAUCACCAGAUACGAAUGUUGGAAAGAGAUGUAGAGAAGACGGCGUUCAGAACAACCAAUGGGUAUUACGAAUUCUUAGUCAUGCCUUUUGGUUUGACAAAUGCCCCAUCUACCUUUCAGGCUUUAAUGAAUGAGCUUUUUCGGCCUUUCUUGGGACAUUUCGUGCUUGUCUCCUUUGACGACAUCUUGGUAUUCAGUGCAAGUCAGGAGGAGCAUGAAGCGCAGUUGAAAAUCGUGAUGGAUAUCUUUGUGGAGAAUAAGCUAUUUGCGAACAAGAAGAACUGUUUGUUUGGGCAAACUCAAGUGGAGUACUUGGGCCAUAUUAUCUCGGAUCAGGGAGUCGCAACGGAUCCAUCAAAGACUCAGGCUAUGAAGGAUUGGCCUAACCCGAAGACAGUAAAGGAGUUGAGAGGUUUCCUCGGUCUCACAGGGUAUUAUAGACGAUUUGUGAAGGGUUAUGGAUCCAUUGCGAGACCAUUGACGGAUUUACUGAAGAAGGAUAACUUUGAAUGGACAAGUUGCACACAACAAGCUUUUGAAGAGUUAAAAAAAGCUAUGAUGACGGCUCCAGUUUCAGCAUUGCCAGAUUUUUCAGAGGUUUUCGUGGUAGAGUCAGAUGCCUCAGGAUUCGGUGUGGGUGCAGUUUUGAUGCAGAAUCAGAAACCAAUAGCCUAUUUUAGUUCCGGUUUGACAUACAGGGAGCAGAUCAAACCUAUCUAUGAAAGGGAACUAAUGGCAAUCGUCUUAGCUAUACAGAAGUGGAGACAUUACCUCUUGGGAAGAAGAUUUAUUGUUCAUACAGAUCAGAAGAGCUUAAAAUUUCUGUUAGAACAAAGGGAAGUGUCGAUGGAAUAUCAGAAGUGGCUUAUUAAAUUGCUGGGAUUUGAAUUUGACAUCGUGUACAAACCAGGAGUAGAGAACAAGGCAGCAGACGUUCCCGCCAAUCUGCAACUCCAAGACAUUUAUAAAGAAAUUACGGAGGAUGUACAGAUUCAGGAACAAGUGACGCGUGUGCUAGAAGGCAAAGAAGAGAAGAAAGAGUAUGCAGUGGUUGAAGGAAGGUUGAUGAAGAAUGGACGUUUAGUGAUUCCGCGAUCCUCCUCUCAUAUUCCGCUCAUUCUUAAAGAGUUUCACGCGGGAGUUAUCGGUGGUCACUCUGGCAUUUUGAAGACGAUGAAGAGGAUCCAUAGUACUUUCUAUUGGAAGAGGAUGGUAAAAGACAUCCAAAAAUUUGUCAAAGAGUGUGAUAUUUGCCAAAGACAUAAGUACUCAACUUUGCGUCCAGCGGGUUUGUUACAGCCGCUACCUGUACCAAAUCAAAUCUGGGAAGACAUCUCAAUGGAUUUCGUCGAAGGACUUCCUGUCUCCCAAGGCGUGAACGUGAUUUUGGUGGUGGUGGACAGAUUGAGCAAAGGCGCUCAUUUUCUGAGGUUGAAACAUCUGUUCACUGCGAUUGAUGUGGCUUCAAGGUUUGUGCAGGAAGUGGUGAGACUUCACGGGUUCCCGCGCUCAAUAGUCUCAGACCGGGAUCGCAUUUUCUUGAGCUCGUUUUGGAGAGAGCUGUUUCAUCAGGCAGGGACGCACUUAAAGUUUAGCACGGCUUUUCAUCCCCAAACUGACGGACAAACGGAGGUGUUAAACCGUUGCCUAGAGACAUAUCUCUGUUGCUUCGCUUCGUCGCACCCGAAGUCGUGGGCAAAGUUUUUGUGCUGGGCUGAGCUGUCGUACAAUACCAACUUUCACACGGCCAUAGGAACAACUCUGUUCCAAGUGAUGUAUGGUCGAGCGGCUCCUAGCUUGUUGCGAUUUGAAGAGAAGUCGACUGCGAAUUUUGAUUUGGAAGUGAUGUUAGAGGAGCGUGAUGAGAUGUUGACUGCCUUGAAAUAUCACUUGGUUCAGGCUCAGGCACAGAUGAAGAAUAAUGCCGAUAAACAUAGAAGAGAGUUGUUGUUUGAAGCAGGGGAUAAAGUUUUUUUGAAACUUCGGCCGUAUCGUCAACAGUCGGUCUCCAAACGCUUGUAUCAGAAGCUAGCAGCUCGUUUUUAUGGCCCAUUUGAGGUUUUGGAGAGGAUUGGAAGCGUGGCUUAUCGUCUGAAGUUGCCCGCAGAAUCGAGAAUCCACAAUGUGUUUCAUGUUUCCCAGUUGAAACCUGUUUUGGGAACGGGUCAUCAGGUUUCUUUACUUCCUGAGUCUUUUGACCAUCGACCGGAGCUCAUUAUUGAACCGGCGUCAAUCAUUGAAACACGUUAUGACAAUGGAGGCCAUUUGGAGGCACUGGUACAGUGGAAAGACUUGCCGGCGCAUGAGAAGACGUGGGUUCGUGCCUCGGAGUUACUCAAAGAUUUUCCAGAACUUGAGGACAAGCUUCUUCUUGACGAGGGGGGUAAUGUUAGACUGUUAAACCGGUUUGUGCGGAAGAAGAGGAAGUCCGGUUUAGCAAUUACAAGGGAAGGAGAGACUCUAAUCGACGCAGAGGAUUAG
This is a messenger RNA of Microthlaspi erraticum, 2931 nucleotides long. NCBI's taxonomy places the organism in Eukaryota, Viridiplantae, Streptophyta, Magnoliopsida, Brassicales, Brassicaceae. The record is from the annotation of a GenBank genome assembly.